Sporothrix schenckii 1099-18 is the source of this 2325-nucleotide messenger RNA. RefSeq names its product peptide chain release factor subunit 3. Gene Ontology annotation, biological process: nuclear-transcribed mRNA catabolic process, deadenylation-dependent decay; translational termination; translation. Gene Ontology annotation, molecular function: GTP binding; translation release factor activity; GTPase activity. Gene Ontology annotation, cellular component: translation release factor complex. The transcript has 3 exons. NCBI's taxonomy places the organism in Eukaryota, Fungi, Ascomycota, Sordariomycetes, Ophiostomatales, Ophiostomataceae. The coding region runs from base 1 to 2325 and encodes 774 amino acids. The record is from RefSeq and is a predicted model, not a curated record.
AUGUCGCACCUCAACUCGUGGGAAGACGACCCGUCGGCCCAGGACGACAACCUGGCGCGCCAGACACAACAGCAGAUGAACCUGGGUGGUGGUGGCCGUGGGGGCGGUGGUGCCGGGCGCGGCGGCCGGGGCGGUUUCCAGCCCGGCGCCGCGAGUUUCCAGCCCGGCGCUCAGUCGUUCAAUCCGGGCCAACCGUACGGCAACAACUUUGUUCCCCAGUACCAGCAGCAGCAGCAGUACUACGGCCAGGGAUACGGUGGCUACCAGCAGUAUGGCAACCAGGGCCAGCAGCAAAACUACGACCAAUACGCCAACCAGGGUUACUCUGCCGUCUACGGCAACCAGGGGUACAACAACCAGCAGCAGCAAGGCUACGGCCAAUACCAGCGCGGCGGCUACCAGCAGGGUCGCGGUGGUGCCCAAUUCAACAACAAUAACAGCAACAACAACCGCGGUGCCCCAACGAUUGCGAAGCGACCGACCGACGCUGCUGCCCCGGCAGGCGUAUCGCCGGCACCUGGUGCUGCUGGGGCUGCGGCAGCGGCACCUGUGGUGUCUCUGCCGAAUGCCUCCGAGCCCAUCGGCGCCAAGGUUCUGAGCAUUGGUGGCGAUGCGAAGCCCAAGGUCGCCAAGGUCCUGAGCAUCGGUGUCCCGGCUGCACCCAAGGAGGAGAAGAAGGAAGAGGCCAAGAACGAGGAAUCCAAGGAGGAGCUGAACAAGGACGAGGCCCCGAAGAAGGAGGAUGUGGCCGCGUCCGCUGUGGCUGGCGCUUCUGCUGGCACGGGCGCGGCGGCUGCGGAGGCUGGUGCCAAGACGACUGCCGCCAAGGCCAUAGAGAAGACCGGCACAACGACACAGAGCUCGGCCAGCGGCACCACGUCGCCGACACCGUCGUCCGGCCGCUCAAGCCCGUCACGGGCGCCCGCGGGCGCCAAGGUCACGCGCGAUGUCGAUGCCGUGCAAAAGGAGCAGGCAGCUGACGUCGACGAGGACACCCUCAAGGAGAUCUACGGAAAGGAGCACGUCAACAUCAUCUUCAUCGGCCACGUUGAUGCUGGCAAGUCGACGCUGGGCGGCUCGAUCCUGUACGCCACCGGCAUGGUCGACCAGCGCACAAUGGACAAGUACAAGCGCGAGGCCAAGGAAAUGGGCCGUGAGACGUGGUACCUGUCCUGGGCCUUGGAUCUGACCAACGAGGAGCGGUCCAAGGGCAAGACGGUCGAGGUGGGUCGCGGUUUCUUCGAGACGGAGAAGCGCCGCUACAGCAUCCUGGACGCGCCCGGCCACAAAACGUACGUGCCCAACAUGAUCGGCGGCGCGUCCCAGGCGGACGUCGGCAUCCUCGUCAUCUCGGCGCGCAAGGGCGAGUACGAGACGGGCUUCGAGAAGGGCGGCCAGACGCGCGAGCACGCCAUGCUGGCCAAGACGCAGGGUGUCAACAAGCUGAUUGUGGUCAUCAACAAGAUGGACGACCCCACGGUCGAGUGGUCGCACGAGCGCUACAAGGAGUGCACGACCAAGCUGUCGCAGUUCCUCAAGGGCACGGGCUACAACCUGAAGACGGACGUGUUCUUCAUGCCCAUCGCCGCGCAGCAGACGACCAACAUCAAGGACCGCAUCCCCGCCGGCGUCGCGCCGUGGUACGACGGGCCCUCUCUGCUGGAGUACCUGGACAACAUGAAGACGCUCGAGCGCAAGGUCAACGCGCCCUUCAUGAUGGCCAUCAGUGCCAAGUACCGCGACAUGGGUACCGUGAUUGAGGGCAAGAUCGAGGCCGGUGUGGUCAAGAAGGGCAUGACCCUGACCAUGAUGCCCAACAAGAACCAGGUGGACAUCACGGCCGUCUACGGCGAGACCGAGGACGAGAUGUCGAUUGCGCAGUGCGGCGACCAGGUCCGCCUGCGGCUGCGCGGCAUCGAGGAGGAGGACAUUCUGCCGGGCUUUGUACUGUGCUCGCCCAAGCGGCUGGUGCACAACGUCAAGACCUUUGAGGCGCAGGUGCGCAUUCUGGAGCUCAAGUCGAUUCUGACGGCCGGCUACAACUGUGUGCUGCACGUGCACUCGGCGAUCGAGGAGGUGACGUUCUCGGCGCUGCUGCACAAGCUGCAAAAGGGCACAGGCCGCAAGAGCAAGCUGCCGCCGUCGCACGCGAUUCGGGGCGACAGCAUCAUUGCCCGUCUAACAGUGACGGGUGGCGCCGGCUCCGUGUGCGUGGAGCGCUUCGAAGACUACCCGCAGAUGGGUCGGUUCACGCUUCGUGACCAGGGUCAAACCAUUGCCAUUGGCAAGAUUAUCAAGCUGGUCACGGAUGAGGAGGCGGCUUAA